AAAAUGUGCAAUUGCAAGAGCAUCUCGGAGAACAUUCAAACAUUGCGAGUGAGAUGUGAUGACCAACACAUUGUAAAUUGGAAGGACCUUGAUUUUGGGGAUGAUGUGCACAAUAUUGUCAGCAUCAAUGCCAGCAAGAAUGCAAUUACUCAUAUAGUCGUGGAUGAUUUUAAGAAUUUUACGGAACUAAAGCGUUUGGAUCUGUCUUCAAAUCUACUAACUGAAUUGGACAAAGACACCUUCGGCGAUAGUUUGGUGCAUGUGGAGCGCUUGAAAUUGGCUAACAAUUCGAUAAGUCACAUAUACGAAGGCGCCUUCGAGCAGAUGCCCAAGCUAAGGCAGCUUGACUUAUCAAACAACCCUUUGGCCUGCGACUGUGGUCUGAUUUGGCUGAUAGCGUGGUCGAAUGCCCGCGAUGUUAAACUGCAGCCAGCGCCCAAAUGCGAUUCGCCUGUCAAUUUCCGUGGCAUGUCGCUGAAGAAACUCAAGGUGGGCAUUGAUUUUCGUUGCGAAUCGUUGCUGCAGCCGCUACUCGAGCUUGUGCCCAAACAAAAUCAGGUUGCCUUUGAGGGCGAUGAACUGCAAUUAAAGUGCUAUGCGCCUCGAGUUGCGAUUGGCGUACCACGCGAAUCGGAGGACUUGCCCACACGUGCUUACGUGUUCUGGGGUUGGUCGGACAAAAUACGCCAAAACAAUUCGACGGAAGACAUAAUAUAUCGAGAUCCCACCAAAGUUUUCAAUGAUGUCAGCUUAGAAACGAAGCAUUCAACGGAUUCGGGCAUCCUGAACUCCAUUCUGCGCAUCGCGAAUCUUACGCAAAACCAUACGGGCAUGUGGGACUGCACACUGCGCUCUCAGCAGGCCAAUCUGUCGCAAUCAAUUGUAUUGCAUGUAGUGGCUAAAGGGACACUUUACUGUGAGACGAUUGUAGUGCGAACCAACAAGGGUGUCUAUCAUUGGCCACGCACAAUGCGUGGCGAGACGGUGGUGCAGGAGUGCGUUGAGGAGCCUACAGAUGCAUCGUUCCAUAGACGAGCGUCGCACGAAUGCAGCACCGAUGGCCAGUGGCGCAAUCUGAAUACCGAAAACUGCGUUUAUGUUAGCGAAACGACACGCAUUUUGGAACAGUUUGCGAAGGUUAAUCUAACCUUGACCAAGGGUCAAAAUGCUCUGGAAAUUGCUCGUCGACUGCACAACUUUACGCACAUACAGACGCAGCUGCAUAAAAUUCGAGAUCCCAUGGAUUUGGAGUUUAUAGCACGCACGUUGCUGAAGUAUUUGGAGCAACUGGAUGGUUAUCAGAACGAGAUUAGCUACUUGCUGUUGGAUAUUGUGUCGCAGCUCUUAACGCUGCCCGCCAAAUUGUUUUACGAUGCUCAGGUGGAUCAGUGGACGGGUCUGAAGCUGCUGCACGUUGUCGAAACAUCGGCUCUACAUAUGGCCAUGGCGAAAAUGAACGCCGAGUCCACAGAUCCCACUCCACUAGCCAUUUAUAUGCGGCAUACCCAACGAAAUAUAUUCGUGGAGUUCUUUAACAUUAGUCUUGAUGCGUUUCUGAGCAUGUCGUGCGUCUGGCUGGAUGCCAGUCAACGGGGAUUUCAGUGUAAUACGUCGAAUGAUACGAUACCCAUGUAUGAAUAUGGUGAUAUAGAUGCGGCCAUACAAAUACCCUACAAUGUGCUCAAUGAGCAGCUGAAGGCGAAUUCAAGUGCGCAGCGUUCUCUUCGUCUAAUGGUCACAUUGCAUCGAAAUGCAAAAAUGUUGCCGCAUCUCAAUCUUCUUUCGAAUACAAGCAAUGAGUUGCUGCUAUCUUCAGCCAUCAUUGGUGCCAAGCUUUAUAGCGGCGAGGGACAUUUAAUGCCAGCCAGUUACAGCUCCAUUGAUGAGGUUAGCACGGAACAGAGCACCAUGGAUGUAGAGGAUGUGUAUCAAGAGCGUAUCACCAUUAUGCUGCGUGCCCAUCCGUAUCAUAACGAUGUUAGCGCCCCGAUACCCGCCUGGUGGGACAGUGAGCAGCAAGUGUGGAACGAGCGUGUCUGCCAAUCGCAUUACCAACAUCGUACUCUCCUCAUGUUUAGCUGCACUCGCACCGGCUAUUUUGGAUUACUGCAGCGUGCUGCCUUUCUGAACGACUAUCGCAGCGAAGAUGCGGGCUCCAGAUUCCGGUACACUCCUUCGGGCAUUUAUGUGGGCUGUGCCGUGCUGUUCCUUUGCGCCUGGUUCAACAUUGUCACAUUUGUGGUUUUCGGCUAUGCCAUACGCAUCAAUCGCGUCCAGCGGCAUGCUUUGGUCAACACAUGGCUGGCCGUCUCCACACUCUGUUUGGUAUUUGCUUUGGGCAUUUAUCAGACGGCUAAUGCACUGCAUUGUCGCAUCUUUGGACUGCUGAUGCACUAUUUGAGCCUCUGCGUGCUGUUGUGGGUGUGCGUCAGCCUCAGCACCAUGUAUAAGCGUCUAACGAAAUCGACGGCUCACCAGCACCGCGGUAGCAACGAGCACGGCGAACAGCUGGGCAAGGAUGGCUUGGGCUUGGGCAAGCUGGAGCAUCGUAAACCCAUACUCGGCGUCUAUCUGGUCGGUUGGGGCAUUGCGCUACUGAUCUGUGGCAUCAGUAGUGCCGUCAAUAUGGCCGAAUAUGCCGCGUAUCAUUUUUGUUUCCUGCACACGCCCACCACACUGAAUGCUCUGCUCGUGCCCGCCAUCAUUCUACUCAUCUUCUGUGGCAUACUCUCGCUCUGCAUUUACUAUCAUCUCGGACAGCAGGCAGUGAAUGUGUUGCAGCAGCAGGUGAAUCAGCGUCAGUAUUCGGACAACAAUACACAGGCGACGGAGCACAUCGAUCUGGACUGGUUGGACACGAAUGGGACAACAACACGCAACUAUCAUAGUGCCAAGGAUGCGAGCACCAGUGUCCUGCAGAUGCAGCACGAACAAUACAGUACAUUAAGUAAUCCCCUGAGCAGCAUUGUCGAUGAUUUUGAGCGCUCCAAUAUGUCGCAUCUACGUGGACAUUUUGUCUUUCUAAUACUUUACGUGCUCGCAUGGCUAUCCGCUGCGUUUUAUGUGUCCCAGGAGGCAAGUGGAACGGCUCCCGUCCAGUACAAUGUCUAUGUGCUGAGUUUCGCCGGAAGUUGCUGUGCUUUGGCGCUAUUUCUGCUGCUCUUCUACAACCUAACCCGCAACGAUGCGCGCCAGGUUUGGUCACAGUAUAAUGUCUGUGGCAGUGAACAUGAUCCAAAGAUUGCGUAUAAUAAUGCGCACGGACGAGGCGGCAGUGGCAGCGGCGGCAAGCUGUUCAGCUUUGGUGGCAACGCUCCGGGUGGUCCCACUUCAGUCUUGGGUGGUGGUGGCGCAGCCAUGAUCAGCAACUCCAUUGUGGCCUACAAGCCCAGCGGCAGCUGUUACGAGGCCAACAACUCGGCGGGCUCGCGCUCCAACAGCCAAUGCUCCAACAAGCAACGCAGCAACAGCGCCCGCAGCAUGCGCAGCAAUACACGAAGCAAUGGACACGACUGUAGCAGCACCACACAACAGCUGCUGGGAGUUGCCAGUGGCGGGGGUGGCGGCCCCUCAAUCAUGAACAACACAAAUCCGCAUUUACAGCAACCAACGUCGAGCGCCUCAGCACAAUCAACGGCAGCAGCGCACAGUCUGAACGUACUGCUCCAUGGUCAGCAUGAUGCUAUACCAAGCGCCGAGAUUUUCUACAAUCCCAAUCAGAUAAAUGUGGCGCGUAAAUUCUUCAAGAAGCAGAAGCGUCUAGCCAAGCGCAACAAUUUCGAGCUGCAGCGACAAACGCUGCCCCAUCAACAGCAGCUGCACAGCCAACACAAUCUGAGCGAUGCCUCAUCGGGCAGCAAUGCGGAGCACAUUUAUUCGAGGCAUCACAAUGCCAUGACCUUACUGGCGGGGGGCAGCAAAGUAAAUAACACAAAUAUACACUAUAAACCGCAACAGCAUUACAAUGAGGUGGCCACCAAAGAGACCAGUCUCAAUCAGUCGGCGGUCGUCGGAGAAAACAUGCAAUACAAACGAUAUAUGCCGCCGACACACAACUCGAAGAUACUGCAGGCGAACAUAUAUACGAAUAUACCCGAAACGUUGACGCCACAGCAUGAGGUGAUCAAGUUGCGAACGCCCUCCGUGCUGGAUGAGACGCUGCACGAGCACGAUGACGAGAUGCUGACCCAUGACGAUGACGAUGGCAGCUCCCUCGACGAGCAUGCGCCACUUUAUGCAAACACCAUGCCGCUGACAACUGAAACGAAUCACAUAUUUCAAACGAAGCCCGCCACAUCAACGCCAAUGAAGUCGCUCAAGGAGCGGGAAAACUUCGCCCAGUUGAACAAUAGUCAGACGGCAGCAUUGCUGGAGGAGAGCGCCGUUGAGGCAAUGAACAGUUUGGGACUGCCAGAGACCCAAAACCUGGACAAUGGCAUUGGGAAUGCUGUGGACGAUGAUGAUGCUGGCGAACGGGAGGGCAGCAUUUCACCUGGCUACGAUCACAGAUCGCCGUUGCUGCAAAAGCAUGAGAUUUAUGUAUCCAACUCGCUGCAGGUGACCAACAGUAUACGCUUGGAUGAGAAUUUUCCCAGCGUCCUCAUACGCUACACCCAACAACAGCAAUCCAAGUCGCUGAACAACAUUAGUGACAUAUUGGCGAACAGUGGAGCUCGGGUGGCUGAUGUAAGCGUCACAGAGCAGCGGGGCAGUGCAUCACCAAUACCUGGAGCAGCUCAGAACGCUUCCUUGCUGCAGGAGCAGCAGCGUCAAAUGUAUUCGUGCAGCAGCAAUAAUCUCUCCCAGAUACAGGCAGCGCACAAUCAUCGCAAAAGGCCCACUGCCUUGUACCUGCACUCACCGCUCUCCUCCCUUUCGCUGCUCAAAUGCACAUCGGCGAAGGAUGGCGAAGGGGUGGAUGUGGACGUUGAGGCCGAUGCGGAUGCGGAUGGGGAUGGGGAUGGAGAUGGAGCAUUUACUUUACCGAACAGUGCACGUCUGUUUUCCUCCAGUCCUACCAACGAGAGUGAUCUGAACUAUCAGAACUCGGAGAUUAGCAUACGCAGUCACGGACUCUACGCACCACAGGCUGACAACGAUCUCAAUCUGACACUCACGGACGAUUUCCGUUGUUACCAGUCCUCGAAUGCCAGUGAGGCAGAUGUCGAGUUUGAUGAUGAGUUUGUCGGCUAUGGAGGCAGCGGCGGCAUAAUAACAGCGGCCAAUGGUGAGGCGCAUUAUCAGGUUGUCACAAACAAUGGGGAGCUGGACGGAGAGAGUGGACAUUGCUUGGAAAAUAUUGAUGAUGAUGAUGAUGAUGCCAUAAACACUUCAAUUGAUGAACUUUACGAGGCCAUCAAAUGUCGAAGUCCCCUAAAGAAUAAGGCGAACACGAAUGGUUCGCCGAGUACCUCCGAUGGAAUCAAUAAGACUGAUGCAUAUUCAGUUGCCCCAACAACAACAGCAGCAGCAACAACAGCUAUACCACCAUCUACAUUAUCAACAAUGAAUCCCUUAGGAACAACAUCAUCAGUUAACCAAUCGACGCCCUCCACUGAGCUGAGGGCCAGCACUCACGAUAAUCUCAAUGAGACCGUUGAAGAUGACAGCAGUCAGAGCAGUGUCAUCUCCUAUAUCGAUCCUAGAGCGAACAACGAUAACAGUCCUAUCCGUAAAUAUCCUAGUUAAACAUCUAUACAUCACAUGCAUACUACAUACAUAUGUACAUACAUAAUACAUGUGACCCACUAAAUCAUCGUAUUAAUUGUGCUUGGCCGGAAGUUUCCAAGUGCCAAUGCCAAAGUAUUCCUGUCGUCAUAGAGCCUAAGAGUGCAUGGUCCAUUAACAUACAUAUGUAUGUACAUACAUAUAUGUAUGAAUGUACAUAUGUGUGUAUGUAUGUGUGUGUGUGUGCUUGUAUAUUGAUAAGUCAUUCGCGAUGCAUCACCCUAAAUUAUAUAUAUAUAUAUAUAUAUACAUAUAUGUGUGUAUCUCAUGUAGUUAGGUUUCUAUUUAUUUUGAGAGUAGAGUUUAAAUUUCAUUAUUUUUUUGUCCACCUCACCAUACAUAAGAGAUUUUCAUUGACAAAGAGCAGAAGCUCAAACAAAGAAGGAGAUAAGCUAUGGUCAGACUGACAAAUAAUUUACCAACAAAUUCUUUGAAUUUUAGUUCGUUAAUUUAAAUCUUAUAAGGAUUCUAUGCUCAUAUAUAGUUUCCAGCAACUACUUUUUAAAAACCCUAUAGAAAUUUGUGCGCAAACUAUUGGCCUGUCUGGGCGUAGCUUUAGUUUCUGCAUUUGUUAGACUAAUAUGUAUUCAAUAGUUUCAUUUUAAAACUGUUAAAUUUAAGCUACUUGUCUAUUACUAGUAUGUACCUU
Messenger RNA from Scaptodrosophila lebanonensis, 6376 nucleotides. It is a transcript of the gene Remo, whose product is annotated as adhesion G protein-coupled receptor A3. The transcript is spliced from 4 exons. The coding region runs from base 4 to 5688 and encodes 1894 amino acids. Gene Ontology annotation, molecular function: protein binding; G protein-coupled receptor activity. Gene Ontology annotation, cellular component: plasma membrane. Gene Ontology annotation, biological process: cell surface receptor signaling pathway. NCBI's taxonomy places the organism in Eukaryota, Metazoa, Arthropoda, Insecta, Diptera, Drosophilidae. The record is from RefSeq and is a predicted model, not a curated record.